Molecule: messenger RNA, 1470 nt
Organism: Rotaria socialis
Lineage: Eukaryota; Metazoa; Rotifera; Eurotatoria; Philodinida; Philodinidae
Source: the annotation of a GenBank genome assembly
AUGUCGUCUCACUCAACACUCACUGUCAAUGAUAUUCAUUCUCAGUUGAAUCCUACCAGAGUAACUGAAAUCGUUAUGGUGGAUUCACUAGAGGCUAUCGUAGCAACUGUUACUAAGGCUGUGGAAAAAAAUCAAUUUAUUUCUAUCGCUGGAGGGCGACACGCCAUGGGUUGUCAACAAUUUGGUACAGAUACGAUACUGAUAGAUACCACUCGAUUGAAUCAGGUACUAAGUUUCAACACGGCUACAGGCAUGAUUGAGGUUGAAGCCGGUAUACAGUGGCCAAAAUUAAUAGAUUAUCUCAUCGAAACACAAAAAAACGUCCCAUGGCCGCAGCAAUGGGGUAUUGCUCAAAAGCAAACUGGUGCUGAUCGGUUGUCAAUUGGUGGAUCACUGGCAUGCAAUGCUCAUGGUCGAGGGUUAAAGAUGCAACCUCUCAUCGCGGAUGUUGACUCCUUUAGCAUAGUGGAUGCCAAUGGCAAGUUUCUCAAGUGCAGUCGUCUGGAAAACAGUGAAUUGUUUAGACUCGCCAUCGGCGGCUAUGGAUUAUUUGGCGUGAUUUAUUCAGUAACAAUGCGCUUAACACCCCGGCAAAAAGUAGAACGAGUGGUGGAGCUUCUCACGGUUGACAAACUACCGAAGGCUUUUGAAGAGCGCAUACAAGCUGGUUUUCUCUAUGGCGACUUCCAAUUUUCUACUGACGAUCAAUCCGAUGAUUUUUUAUAUCGUGGUGUUUUUUCCUGUUAUCGCCCAGUCGAUCCAGCCAUCCCAAUGGCAGAAGCUCAAAAGGAACUUUCGGAAGAUAAUUGGAGCCACCUUUAUUAUCUCUCACAUGCUGACAAAGCAGAGGCAUUUCGCCAAUACUCUAGUUAUUAUUUAUCCACAUCUGGUCAAAUUUAUGCAUCCGAUACCCAUCAGCUAAGUAUCUAUCUGGAUAAUUAUCACCACGAACUUGACCACGACCUCGGCUCAGAAGAACAAGCCACUGAAAUUAUCACUGAAAUUUAUGUUCCACGAUUGGAACUCCCCAGUUUUUUAGCCGAAGUUCGUGAUGAUUUUCGAGCCAAUAAGGUGAACAUGGUCUACGGAACUAUUCGGUUGAUUGUGCAAGACGAAGAAAGCUUUUUGGGUUGGGCUAAACAGUCUUAUGCCUGUAUCAUCUUUAAUAUAAAUACAGUUCACACCCCCGCCGGAUUAGAACAUUCGGCUAAUGCCUUUCGUCGUCUGAUAGACAUGGCUAUUAAGCGUGGUGGCAGCUAUUAUUUAACCUAUCACACAUACGCAACUCGUGUACAAGUUGAAACAUGCUAUCCACAAUUUGCCGAAUUUAUCCGACUUAAGCGACUGUAUGAUCCUGAAGAACGCUUUCAAAGUAACUGGUAUCGUCACUAUCGAGAAAUGUUGGGUUCGCAAGAAGCGAAUACUUACUCUGUCAAGCCUUUAGUCUGGGAUGUCAAAGCUUCGAAUUGA